CUUCUCUUUGGAUUUCUUCCUUCAUCCUCACCUUUCUCUCUUUCCCCCGCCCUUUGCUUUCACUUUAUCCUUUAUUCUCGCCAUUUCCUCUUCUCCACAGCCCUUGUGAAAGCAAUAUCUCUCAUCUGAUCUCUUUUUACUUUAUUUUUAUUUUUUUUAUUUUGUUUAAAAGAUCAACCUCCCCACUCAUCCCCUUUAUUAUAAUAGAAUAAUUCAUAAUGCCUUCUGUAGAGAUGCAAAACGGCACUACUGUCGACUUGGAUGAGCUCUCUAACUUGCUCUCGCAACUUUACACUGCCCCCACUUCCGAAGAGUGUGAUACUAUCGCCAGAGAUCUCUCUGCCAGGGUUCAAAAGGAAGGAUUCAUCACUCUCAAGACCAAGAAUAUCCUUUCUAAUCUUGAGACAGAAGCAAAGAACAAAAAAUCUGGUCUUGCCCGUGAAGGUGCACUGAUCGGUCUCUGUGCAUUGGCUGAUGUCCUCGGCCGUCCUUCUGAACCAUUUUUGCUCCCAUUGCUGCCUAUGAUUCUUGACCUUUAUGCGGAUAAAGGUCCUGUUGUCCAGGAUGCUGCCUCUAGAGCUGCCCAGGCCAUUAUGGCCAACAUGCCUUCCCAGGCUGCACCCAUCCUGUUGCCCAUUCUUUUUCAGAGCAUUGGAGGGCCUGGUAAGAAGUGGCAGACCAAAGUUGGAGCCCUCCAACUCUUGGCUGAUCUCUCGAACGCUUCCCCUAUUCAAGUUGGUAUUGCUCUUCCAGAAAUUAUCCCCGUUGUCAAGGACUGUCUGUCUGACACUAAACAAGAGGUCGCAGACCAAGCUAUGAAGACCAUGUUACGUGUUUGCAACGUCGGCGGUAAUCCCGAUAUUGCUCGUCACCUCAAGGAUCUUUGCGACUGCAUGGCUCAUCCUGAGAAAGUCCCUGUUGUCAUGGAGAAGUUGUCUGCAACCACGUUUGUAGCCGACAUGAACGGCCCUGCACUCGCCAUCAUGGUCCCACUCUUGGUUCGUGCCAUGAACGAGCGUUCAUCCCACAUUCAGCGUCAGACCACCGUCAUCGUCGAUAACCUUUGUAAGCUCGUCAAGGACCCUGCUGAGGCCGGACAGUUCUUGCCCGAUCUCUUGCCUGGUCUUGAGCGCAUCAUUGAUAUUGCUGCCGUCCCCGAGAUUCGUGCCCUUGCUACCGCCGCCAAAAACACUCUCAUCAAAGCCGGAGGCGCAGUCAAGGUCGAUUCUUCCACUCAAACUGACUCGAUUGUUCCAUCAGAAGCUGAAGCUCGUACUAUUCUCAACAAGGCCAUCGCAAAGUAUGGAUUCUUUCCUUCGUUCUUUGACAUCGUCAAGGGUCAUGUCUCUCAAUUGUCUGUUGUUUUGGUCAAGGAAGAAAAUUUGUCUCCUCGCGAGUGGGUUAGCAUUUUGGCUCCUUAUCUCACUGUGUUCAUGACUUCUGCUGACGCUAAUGCUGCCGUCAACGCGAUCGUGGAACACUAUAUUGAGCUGGAUCGCAAACUCAAUGGCGAUACGAAUGUCGAAGAUGAUGAGGAGGGUGAAGAGCUCUGCAACAUUGACUUUUCGCUUGCUUAUGGUGGUAUGAUGUUGCUGAACCACACCAAACUUAAGCUUCACCGUGGUCAUCGUUAUGGUCUUUGUGGACCUAACGGAGCUGGAAAAUCUACUUUGAUGAGGGCUAUCUCUCUCGGAAAGUUGGACGGUUUUCCUUCGCCUGAUGUGCUCCGCACAGUAUUCGUAGAGCACUCACUUCAGGGAGAUCAGGGACAAAUGGCGAUUGUAGACUUUGUUGCCUCGGAUGAAAAGCUUGCGCAGACACCUCGUGAGGAUGUUGUCAAUGCUCUCUUAAAGGUCGGAUUUACGGAGGAGAUGCAAAAGAAUCCUGUUGCAUCAUUGUCCGGAGGUUGGAAGAUGAAGCUCGAGUUGGCCCGCGCCAUGUUAAUGAACGCUGAUAUUCUCUUGUUGGACGAACCUACUAACCACUUGGAUGUCGCCAAUAUCAAAUGGCUGGAAGAAUACCUCAUCAGCCAGACCAAUGUCACAUCGAUCAUCGUCUCACACGACUCUGGAUUCCUCGACAAUGUGUGCACCAACAUUUUGCAUUACGAGCGCAAGAAGCUGAAGAUGUAUAAGGGUAAUCUUUCCGAGUUUGUCAAGGUCAAGCCUGAGGCAAAGUCCUACUACACCUUGGCAGCUACUUCUGUCAAGUUCGAGUUCCCCAAGCCCUCGUUCUUGGUUGGAGUCAAAUCCAACACCAAGGCCAUUAUGAAGAUGACCAAUUGUACCUUCACAUACCCUGGUGCUGCGAAGCCCUCGUUGUAUAACGUAUCUGUUCAGCUCUCACUGUCGUCUCGUGUGGGUGUUAUUGGACCCAAUGGAGCUGGAAAGUCGACAAUGAUCAAACUCUUGACUGGUGAGACCGUUCCUCAGGAGGGUACUGUCUGGAGACAUCCUAACCUUCGUAUUGGCUACGUUGCACAGCAUGCUUUCCACCAUUUGGAGCAGCACUUGGAGAAGACUCCGAAUGCUUACAUUCAGUGGCGUUAUCAAGGUGGUGCUGAUCGCGAAGUAUUGGAGAAGGCCACAGUCGCCAUGACGCCCGAAGAAUUGGAGCAGAUGGAGACCUGGGUUAUUGGCAACGAUGGAAGCAAGCGCCAAGUGGAGCAAAUCAUGGGCCGUCAGAAGCUCAAGAAGUCAUACCAAUAUGAAAUCAAAUGGAAGAAUCAUGUUCACAAGUUCAAUACAUGGAUGCCACGUGAGAAGUUGCUGGAGCUCGGGUUUGAUAAGUUGGUCCGUCAAUUCGAUGACCGUGAGGCCUCACGUGAAGGUCUUGGAUACCGUGAGUUGUCACCAUCGGCUAUCCGGAAGCACUUGGAGGAUGUGGGAUUGGAUGGUGAUAUUGCGGAUCACAAUAUGAUCAGCGGAUUGUCUGGGGGUCAAAAGGUUAAGGUCGUGAUUGCAGCAGCUAUGUGGAACAAUCCCCAUAUGCUUGUCUUGGACGAGCCUACUAACUACUUGGACCGUGAGGCUCUUGGAGGAUUGGCUGUUGCUAUCCGUAACUGGGCUGGUGCAGUCAUCAUGAUUUCCCACAACGACGAGUUCUUGAGUGCUCUCUGUCCCGAGACCUGGACUGUGAAUGCUGGUCGUCUUACGAUCAAUGGCAAGACUGCGGUGCAGGAAAGCAAUUUUGACGAUACUGAGAAACCGAUUGUGGUGGUGAACAAGAAGAAGAAGAAGUCCAGGAACGAAAUUAAGGCCCAGGAGGUUCGUCGCCGUCUUCGCCACUUGGAGUGGUUGGCAUCCGACAAGGGCACUCCCAAGCCCGCAGAUACCGACUCGGACUAAAAAAAAAGUCAAAGAUUUACUCAUAGACGUAUACAGUACACAGCGUUAGAUACCUCCGCAUUUUUUUUAUAUUCAUCAUUCUCAUUGCAUAUCAUCAUAUCCUGUUUACUUCAUUCCCAAUCAUCAUUGUUCAAAGAAAAUUGUAUAAAUAAAUUCAUUUAAUGGGUUGUUUUAAAGUUG
Molecule: messenger RNA, 3527 nt
Organism: Lobosporangium transversale
Lineage: Eukaryota; Fungi; Mortierellomycota; Mortierellomycetes; Mortierellales; Mortierellaceae
Product: P-loop containing nucleoside triphosphate hydrolase protein
Exons: 2
Coding region: 219-3347 (1042 amino acids)
Molecular function (GO): ATP binding; ATP hydrolysis activity
Source: RefSeq, a predicted model, not a curated record